UUUAAAAUUGGUCAAGAAAAAAAAGGGUGUUAUUUCAUUUUCGUAACACAUAAAAGUGAUGGCAUCGGGGAAGCUUCCGUGGGAGUUGGAGGAAGAGAUACUGUCUCGGCUUCCACCUCGAUCUCUUGUUCGGUUCAGAUCCGUAUGUAAACACUGGAACGAUCUUUUCAACGACAAAAGGUUCGUCAACAACCACUUGGCUCGUGCUCGUCCCCAAUUCAUCAUCCUGACCGAAUCCAAUAUUUAUUCGAUAGACACCAUCGGUCUGGGUGGCGUUGAUCCGACGAUAGAGGUGAAUAAACUAGCCUCUGAAUUACAUUUUGAGGCUAAGAAGUCGACAUAUACCCGUAUCACGGCUUGCGAUGGAUUAUUGUUUCGUCACUUUUGGAUGCAAGGGGAUACCAUUUGGAAUCCAUGUUUGAGACAGGUUGGAUUGAUAGAGUACGAGUACGAGGACAGAGAUUUCCAUUUAUUGGGUGUAGGAUACGAUACUACUAAACCCGAGAAGGGUUACAAGAUCUUGGGGUAUUUUGAUCGUCUUCGUAGAGUCACUGACGCUUACCAGAAAGGUCACCUCAGGUUUGCGAUUUAUGAGUGUGCCUCUCACUCGUUUAAGUUCAUUGAUUCCUUAGAUUGGCCAAUGCUGGCAGGUUUAGGUGAAUAUGUGUCCUUGAACGGAAAUUUGUAUUGGACUUCUUACAAUGAAGAGACUCGUGAGUAUUUUCUCGGAAGCUUUGAUUUCUCCACGGAAAUAUCGAUGCGCUUUUGUCUCCCUCCUUGUGGGAAGCAUGUUUCUGGCUCACUACAUAAACUUGUCCUCACUGUAUUUAAGGGAGAUAGGUUUGCAUUGUUAAAGCAAUCUCGUAUAUCAAGGAAUACAGAGGUUUGGGUAACAAAGGAGAAGAUUAACAAUAGUAAUAAGGAUGACGUGGUGUGGUUAAACUUGAUGACUCUGUCAAUACCUAACUUUCCUUCGCUAUUCAAUCAGUUUUCUGGUAUUAGAUACUUCAUUUAUGACAAGACCCUUAUCAUGUGUUGUGGCGCCGAUCAAACUGGAGUGGCUUGCAUCUUUAUUGCGAGGGGAGACAUGUGCAAGAAGAUUCAAAUAGGUUCUGGCUUUGAUCAUUUUUCUCACUGUGUCUAUCUUCCAAAUUUGAUCUCGGUUCCUUCUGAAUUCAAAUCAGUACAAAAAAAGACCCUAAUCAUGUGUUGUGGCGACGGCGAAACUGGAGCUGCUUGCAUCUAUAUGGUAAGGGGAGGUAUGUAUGUUCAAGAAGAUUCAGAUUGAUUCAUGGAUUGUUCGGUUUUCUCACUGUCUAUCUUCCAAAUUUGAUCUCAGUUCCUUAAUCAUUCAUAUCACAUCAAGUUUAGAUUUUGGAUUUUUCGUGUUUUAUUACAAAUCUGAAUUCUAUAGUUUGUCCUCACUUUUGAUUCAGAAGCAAUUUCUGCUCUCGUUGUUGUUGGAGCAGAGUAUAUGGAGCUUUUCCCUUCUUUGAAAGUUGAUUUUGUUUAACUUUCUCAUAUGCUCUGUUUACAUGGGGAUUGAUUUAGAAAUAAACGAUAAUAGUACAU
Molecule: messenger RNA, 1572 nt
Organism: Arabidopsis arenosa
Lineage: Eukaryota; Viridiplantae; Streptophyta; Magnoliopsida; Brassicales; Brassicaceae
Source: the annotation of a GenBank genome assembly